Molecule: messenger RNA, 2088 nt
Organism: Penicillium griseofulvum
Lineage: Eukaryota; Fungi; Ascomycota; Eurotiomycetes; Eurotiales; Aspergillaceae
Gene: ccg9
Product: putative trehalose synthase (Ccg-9)
Exons: 6
Coding region: 1-2088 (695 amino acids)
Molecular function (GO): glycosyltransferase activity
Source: RefSeq, a predicted model, not a curated record
AUGCCUGGCGUAGGACAUAAGUUCGAACGCCAAGCGUCAGUCACGCAACAGCGUCGACUGUCGCUACAGUUCGAGCGCAACGCUUGGUUAGGGCCGCCAUCAAAUACUAUCUACGCUGGUAUAUCCGGCAAGUUUGACGAUCACGGUACAUCAACAAUAGCAAUUGCAGUUCGCGAUACCACAUAUCUACUGGACUUCAUCGAGAAAGAGUUCUCAGACAGUCACGCAUCCGAAGAUGAAGUCAUCGAAUUCAUCAUUUCCAAGUCGAAGCAGUAUACUAUGGACCAUAUGGAGAAACUUAUCGGGAUAUCAAUGCCUGAAGAUGUUGCACGACACUGCCCUCGACUAUGCCCUCGCCUUUGGGCGGAGCUCGAUAUUGUUCCAUUGGUCCUGUCGAACGUGUCACUAAUAGACAGAAUGAGCGUCGAACAGGUUGGCGAGCCUCAAACUCAGCCAAUAAAUGGGUGGGAUGCAAAGACAAUUGAUGAGCAGGCUGAAUCCAUGGCACGAAAAGGUGUUAGACUAUUUGGGCCGGAAAACACACCCCUUCUACAAGUGGGCUUCCUCGGUCUCGUAGAAGUGGAUACAGCCUUCCAUGUGAGACUUGCGGACCUGAGUGAUUUCAAGAAAACAGUUUCGGAUAGAACAUGGUCCGCAGUGCAACACUAUGCCACUGAUUUGAAAGAGCGCAAGGUCAAAGUGGCAUUUUUCAGUGCCACGCCUCAGGGUGGUGGCGUGGCUUUGAUGCGGCAUGCUCUUAUGCGAUUUUCGCACUGUCUGGGUACUGACAUGAAAUGGUACGUCCCGAAACCACGACCGGGUGUCUUCAGGAUAACAAAAACGAACCACAAUAUCCUGCAAGGCGUCGCCCAUAAGAGCGAGCGCUUAACCCCACAGAACAAAAAACUCCUGCAGGAGUGGAUUGAGGAGAAUGCUAGGCGAUAUUGGACUCGACUAGGUGGACCUUUGCUUCCACCAUCAGAAGGGGGUGCCGAUGUCAUAGUCAUCGAUGACCCCCAGAUGCCAGGCCUUAUCCCCAUCGCAAAGGCACUAGCUCCAGAUCGACCAAUCAUCUUCCGAAGCCAUAUCCAAAUCCGAAGUGACCUGGUUGCGAUACCUGGGUCUCCACAGGCGGAGGCCUGGGAAUUCCUUUGGGAUAGUAUCAAACACGCCGACUGUUUCAUCAGCCACCCUGUGAGCGCCUUCGUGCCGCGGAAUGUGCCCGCAGAUAUGGUGGGCUAUAUGCCUGCAUCAACUGACUGGCUGGAUGGGCUGAACAAAAACAUGCGGGACUGGGACGUGGCGCACUAUGGCCGUAUCUUCAAUUCAGCCUGUCGCAACGCGGAUAUGCCAACUAUCCAAUGGCCCGAGGAUUCAUAUAUCGUACAGAUCGCACGAUUCGACCCGUCAAAGGGUAUCGUGGAUGUGUUGGUUUCAUACGAGAAAUUCUACAACAAACUAGUAGCCGAAGUGCCUCAUGUGGUCCCUCCCAAGCUAUUGAUUUGCGGACACGGAUCAGUGGAUGAUCCUGAUGGGGCGGAAAUCUACGACGCGACAAUCGACUAUGUGGACAGAAAGAUCCCAGAUAUCCGCCACCUGAUCUGCGUAAUGCGGGUGCGGCCCUGCGACCAAGUUCUGAACGCCAUUCUCUCCAAGGCGACAGUUGCACUCCAAUUAUCUACAUCCGAAGGGUUCGAGGUGAAGGUCUCCGAGGCGAUCCACAAGGGCAAACCAGUGAUCGCUACGCGUGCCGGCGGCAUCCCGCUGCAGGUGACGAACGGGAAGAAUGGGUUCCUGGUUGAUGUUGGCGAUACCGAUGCUGUGGCGCAACACUUGUUUGAGCUCUGGACGGAUCAGGAUCUGUACAAUCGCAUGUCGGAGUAUGGAAUCAACAAUGUCAGCGAUGAAGUGAGUACCGUGGGAAAUGCUCUCGAUUGGCUUUAUCUCUGCACCAAGUUGUCUCGUGGCGAGCCUGUUCGACCCAACGGACGCUGGAUCGAUGAUAUGGCGUUUGAAGAGAUUGGCCUUCCGCAGAAAGAUAGUGAGCUGCGGCUCACACGCGCAGUUAAGGUGGAGAAUAUGGGGUGA